Neltuma alba is the source of this 589-nucleotide messenger RNA. RefSeq names its product cytochrome b-c1 complex subunit 9. Lineage: Eukaryota; Viridiplantae; Streptophyta; Magnoliopsida; Fabales; Fabaceae. Gene Ontology annotation, biological process: mitochondrial electron transport, ubiquinol to cytochrome c. The record is from RefSeq and is a predicted model, not a curated record. Gene Ontology annotation, cellular component: respiratory chain complex III. Bases 102 to 320 code for a protein of 72 amino acids. The transcript is spliced from 3 exons.
GCCUUAACCCUGCUUCUCGCCGGUCAUUUUGUGGAACAGGAGAUCCGGAACCCUAGAGCACAGAUCAAAAGGAAAUCCAACCAAAAACAAGGUCCUCCACCAUGGAUUCUGCUGCUCGACGAAGCAGAGGCGGCCUUCUCGAAGGUCUAUACAAGGUGAUUAUGCGCCGGAACUCUGUAUAUGUCACCUUCAUUAUUGCCGGCGCUUUCCUCGGAGAACGGGCUGUGGAUUACGGAGUUCACAAGCUCUGGGAGUACAAUAACGUUGGGAAACGAUACGAAGACAUUCCUGUGUUGGGGCAGAGGCAAUCAGAGGAGUGAUUUGUUCGACCAUCUUUUUGACCUUCUGUGAGUUUAAUACCUUGGAAAUAUGGGUGUGAACAUCAACAGCUCUAUGGCAAUUUCCAUUCCUGCAAUAAGGUCGUACGCUUGUUUUUGGUCUUGGCUCCCAAAUCAUCAUCUCUGUUGUUGGAUUUAGAAAUAUUGAAAUAGUCCUUAACAGACUUUUGUGUUUCCUGAACGAAUUUGUCCGUAAAAUUUUGGAUUAUGCAAUUAACCAGCUCACUUUCAGGAAGUUUGUGUUGGGCUCA